AUGGAAUUCCCCACCGGCUUCAUUCCUGAGCAAAUAAUAACCCUCCUCAAAAACCCAACAAUCCAAAACCUAACCUCAACCUCAACCACCCUCCUAACAAACCUCUCCACCUUCCAUUCAACCUGCCUAACCCCCUACAUAAUCGGCCCGCUUACCUCCCUCGCAACCUCCUACUCCACCGCCUCAAUGCCGGACCUCGUCUCUCUCCUCCUCCUAGCGAUUUUGUUACUGGUUUCUUUGAAGAUCCUCGACUACGCGCAUCGCGUCAUUGUAUUCUGGGUCUCGCUUGUGCUGAGGCUGGUGUUUUGGGGCGCUGUCCUUGCUGUUGCGUGGUAUGUUUAUCGGACUGGGUGGGAUAAGGCUUUGAGGGAUUUUGGGUGGCUGUGGGGGGUUGUUGAGGGGUUUGCGGAGGGGGUUCUCGAGGGGGAUGGGGUUGAGAAGGUGACUCGUAGGUGA
Monascus purpureus is the source of this 456-nucleotide messenger RNA. NCBI's taxonomy places the organism in Eukaryota, Fungi, Ascomycota, Eurotiomycetes, Eurotiales, Aspergillaceae. The record is from the annotation of a GenBank genome assembly.